Molecule: messenger RNA, 4370 nt
Organism: Trematomus bernacchii (emerald rockcod)
Lineage: Eukaryota; Metazoa; Chordata; Actinopteri; Perciformes; Nototheniidae
Product: muskelin-like
Cellular component (GO): cytoplasm
Molecular function (GO): protein binding
Source: RefSeq, a predicted model, not a curated record
UACAGAGAACAGGAAGCCAUCCGCCUUUGCCUGAAGCAUUUCCGACAGCAUAACUACACCGAGGCCUUUGAGUCGCUGCAGAAGAAGACCCGGAUAGCGCUGGAGCAUCCGAUGCUAACUCACCUGCACGACCGCCUGGUGCUGCAGGGAGACUUUGACGCUUGUGAGGAGCUCAUCGACAAAGCUGUGGGAGACGGGCUGUUUAACCAGUACAUCAGCCAGCAGGAGUACAAGCCCCGGUGGAGUCAGAUCAUCCCCAAAUGUAACAAAGGUGACGGAGACGACAACAGGCCCGGGAUGAGGGGAGGACAUCAAAUGGUCAUCGACGUCCAGACUGAAACCGUUUACCUGUUUGGAGGCUGGGACGGCACUCAGGACCUCGCUGACUUCUGGGCGUACAGCGUUCAGGAGAACCAGUGGGUCUGCAUCUCCAGAGAUACGAGAAGGAGUGGUCCGAGUGCUCGCUCGUGCCACAAGAUGUGCAUCGACUCGCAGCGGCGUCAGAUCUACACUCUGGGCCGCUACCUGGACUCCAGCGUGAGGAACAGCAAGUCUCUGAAGAGCGACUUCUACCGCUACGACAUCGACGCCAACACCUGGACGCUGCUCAGCGAGGACACGUCCGCUGAUGGAGGGCCCAAGCUGGUGUUUGACCACCAGAUGUGCAUGGACUCGGAGAAGCACAUGAUUUACACGUUUGGCGGUCGCAUCCUGACGUGUAACGGCAGCGUCGAGGACAGCCGCACGUCGGAGCCUCAGUUCAGCGGCUUGUACGCGUACCACUGCCAGGCCGCCACGUGGAGCCUCCUGAGGGAAGACUCGUGUAACGCCGGGCCGGAGGACGUCCAGUCCCGCAUCGGACACUGCAUGCUCUUCCACACCAGAAACCGCUGUCUGUACGUGUUUGGAGGUCAGAGGUCAAAGACGUACCUCAACGACUUCUUCAGCUACGAUGUGGACGGAGACCACGUAGAGAUCAUAUCUGACGGCACCAAGAAAGACUCGGGCAUGGUGCCGAUGACGGGCUUCACGCAGAGAGCCACCAUCGACCCCGAGCUCAACGAGAUCCACGUCCUGUCGGGGCUCAGCAAGGACAAAGACAAGCGUGAGGAGAACGUACGCAACUCCUUCUGGAUCUACGACAUCGCCCGCAACAACUGGUCUUGUGUGUAUAAGAACGACCAGGCAGUGAAAGAAAACCCGAGCAAGGCUCUUCAGGAGGAGGAGCCGUGUCCACGCUUUGCACACCAAGCUGGGUCUACGAUUGAGAUGCACAAGGUGCACUACUUGUUCGGUGGAAACCCCGGAAGUCUUGUUCUCCCAAGAUGCGUCUGGACGACUUUCUGGUCCCUCAAACUGUGUCGGCCCUCCAAGGAAUAUCUGCUGCGCCACUGCAGAUAUCUGAUCAGGAAAUACAGGUUUGAGGAGAAAGCCCAAUCGGAGCCCCUGAACGCGCUGAAAUACCUGCAGAACGACCUCUCGCUCACCGUGGAUCACACUGCCCCAUUAAAGACUGCUUUAUUCCAGCUCCUGCCCUCGGCUCUCUUCAAGUCCAGCUCUGAUUUCAUCCCACUGGGUUUCUCAGACGUGGACCAGACGUACGCUCAGAGGACAACAGCUCUUACACGCCUCGUCAACUUCUUCCCCGACAGCAUGACUCCUCCCAAGGGCAACCUGGUGGACCUCAUCACGCUCUACAAAUAACCCCUAAUACCACCUCGCCCACCCACCGGAGGAGGAGGCAGAGACCACUUAUUUUUCUAUUCCUGAACCUUCCUGUGGGAUUUAACCAUCAUCAUCAUCAGCAUCAUCACCAUCACUGAGCUGCUGUCAGUCCUGCGCCCCCUGCUGGUGAGCCUCGAGAACACCACUUUUACAAACACUGUGGUGUGAGGGAAACUCACAGAACUCACUGAGGUGUGUGUGUGUCUCUAAACGCACGAUAUCCCACCAUAACCUUUUUUUUUUUGCUGGUUUCUUUGGAGCACGCAAAAUCUUUCCCACCUCAGAAACUUAAUGGCCAAAAAGGAGAAUUUGCACGCAUUUGUUUUCAAUCUUUUUAUGGUAUUUUUUUUUCAAUAACUUUUGUGCUGUGUCCACAUAUUUGGAGAUGAUGUGUUCAGGGUCGAUUCUCAGUUCAACUCCACUGGUUGUUAAUUGAUUUGAAGGCAGAAGUGUGUGUGCCCGUGAAACAGGAAGUGGCUUCCCAACUCUUCUGUCCUUUCGGUCACAUUCAGCAUCUCCCCGCCAAACCUUCAUUUGGAUUAUCUGCUAAGCUUUGCUUUUUCUGCAACAUAUGCCCCCUAUUUGUGAUCGUGUCAGCCAUGCAGAGGCUAAAAAAAACAAUUGAAUAGUGUUGUAGUUACAAUAGAGGAAUGAUUCUAGAGGAUUGAAUUUAAUAUAUAUCUAAAUAUACCUUUUUUUAUAUUGCUUUCGGUUGUUAUCCCUGUCAAAUUGGUUGGUAAAUGUGCAUAUAUACUACAGAGGACUCGAGGUAAAGUAACAUUUAUUUUCCUCAGUAGUUAAUGGACUUCAUUCUAAGGGUGUACAGGAUAUGUAAAUAUACAUAUUGAAGAUUUCUGGCAUUGGACGCAUCUUGUGCUGGAUUUUUUAAUUGUGUCUAUUUACCAAAAAAGUCAGGGUCCACAAACGAUACUCAUUUCACUUAUUGGGAGGUAUUAAAGCAGCCGGUGUGCGUUUGUAAAUGAAGUGCUGGUGCCAGUUUGAGAGUGGAAAGGGCAUUUUGAGUUAUUUAAAAAAAAAAAAAAAAAACUUCUCCAGUGUGAUGACAUUGUGGGUUUAAUUUUCCUUUUAUCCCCCACUGAAUUGGGUAAACAGAUGUUUUCCCUCCGUUUAAUGAUGCAUUUAAAACUCUACUGGGUCAACUUGUCCCAUCAAGUGAACUUAUAAGUCCCAUUUAAUACAGUUAUUUAACUUUGUUAUGCACUUGUUGAAGCUGAAGGAGCAUACUGGGUGUCUUGCAGGUGAAAUUUAAGUUUGAGAAAGUAAGGUUAAAGUGAGCCUAUGUGAUAAUGGGAAGAACUGAAAUAUCCAACUACAGUGAAGGUAACAUUAGCCACCCGUUAGCUUCUGGUCGUUCCGGACAAAUGUGACAUUAUAUUCUGCUGCUUCGUGGAAAUCAGGGGGUUGGAAAACAGAACAUUUGCUUGCUUACAGAGAAGAUCAAGACUACUCUUUUUCAUGUAUGCUAAGUGUGAGGCUACCACUAGCUGUUAGCUUAGCAUAACAACUGGAAACCAUUAGCCUGGCUCAGUCCAAGGCAAUCUAAAGAUCACUUAUUAACACAGUGACAACAAGACUCUAGGUAACUGAACUUGAUCGUCAUAUAACUAAAGAAAACUUUUUAUAACACCACACCUUAUGAUCUUUUACAUAAUGUGGUUAAUUAUUGAGCUUUGGAGUGCGACAUCAGUGGCUAUUUUUACUUUUGGUAGUCUCAAUCUUCUCAACCUGAUCCCUCGGCAAUUUCCUAACAUUAUUCCAACUAUUCCUUUAAGAGCACAUGACUAGUAGCUAAAGUGUUUAAAAUGACAGCUCAAAAAAAUAGUGCUAUGGUCCUCUUUAAGAGUCAGACAUGAGCUCAACAUUGCCUACAAAAAUACCUGAAUAGGAUUUUUUGCAGCUUCCAAUUCAUAAUAUUCAUAUUGAAACUUUAAACAAAACACUUGGACUGUAGUAGACAUUUUUGACAUCUAAAUCAUCCUGCUGGUGUGUUCACUGACACUGGAGAUAAGUCGUUAUUUCAGACAUCAUCAGGGAGGUGUCCUGCUACUCAGACACAUCUCAUUUGAUUCUCUAAAUGAAUCAUGAGGACAGUUAACCCUGUAACGAUGGAGCACGAUGGAGACGUGGCUUGAAUAAUACUCCUAACAUUUGGGAGGGUUUUUGCGUUCAUUUUUUGUUGGAGGAGGAUGUCAUGUGAGUUGCUGCUGCCCUGAAACACACUCGAUGGAAACAGAUUGGUGAAAAGGACACCAGAGAAAAGCAUAAGUUGUAUUAGAACAUUCAAAUGCUAAUUAUUUAAGAUAUGACAACAUUUAGGGCUCAUCACGCUUCACUUUGUGACGUUAAAAAGAAGAAUUAAAAGCACCUUUUUGUUAGAAAAAAACCACAAUGCCAAUAAUACUUGCUAAUUUAGAGUAAUAUCUUCCACACAACAAUGUUUGACGGAUGAAAUGUUGUUUUAAUUUGAUUUUUCUUUCCGUUUUGCCCGUCUCCUCGACCCCUGGGUGGGAGUUUUAAGGCUGGUACACUCAGAUCAGUGAAUGUGUAGAAAAACCUUGUAGUAUUGCAUUGUAUGUACUGUAUAUAAGGAAUAAAGAUUGUAUUUUGUCAGGUUUUCUUAAAUC